Messenger RNA from Cladophialophora bantiana CBS 173.52, 321 nucleotides. RefSeq lists its product as uncharacterized. The transcript has a single exon. The record is from RefSeq and is a predicted model, not a curated record. The coding region runs from base 1 to 321 and encodes 106 amino acids. NCBI's taxonomy places the organism in Eukaryota, Fungi, Ascomycota, Eurotiomycetes, Chaetothyriales, Herpotrichiellaceae. Gene Ontology annotation, molecular function: oxidoreductase activity.
AUGCCACCCUCCAACGUCACCGUUCUGUAUCCAACUCCAGAUCUGGAGUUUGAUCUGGAAUACUAUCUCAAUAAGCACAUGCCGGUGGUGAUGGAGAAGUGGGCGCCCUAUGGCACGAAAGACUGGAAGGUCGUCAAGUUCACCGAGUCGCCCGACGGAACCCAAUCGUACAGUGUCGGCGCCAUCAUGACAUUUGAGAGCCAGGAACACUUGAAAAAGGCCUUGGCUGGCAAGGAAGUCGAGGCCAUCUUUGGCGACAUUACCAAUUUUAGUAACAAAUACGCUCUUUUCCUAAUGAGCAACAUCGUUGAACAAAGUUGA